Molecule: messenger RNA, 1050 nt
Organism: Aspergillus puulaauensis
Lineage: Eukaryota; Fungi; Ascomycota; Eurotiomycetes; Eurotiales; Aspergillaceae
Exons: 2
Coding region: 1-1050 (349 amino acids)
Source: RefSeq, a predicted model, not a curated record
AUGAGCAGAUCGAGACGUGGGAAUUCCGACGCAAGCUCGUCGAACAGCCCCCACGGCCAAACAUUCCCCCUGGCCCACCCACCCCCCAAAAAAUCCAGCAAGGCGAAGAAAUCCCGACAAUGCCUACGCCUAUCCACCCGCCGACUCCUCCAAAUCCAACAACUGCAACAAACAUCCUCCACUCCACGCGUCACCCCAAUCCUCGAACUCUACCGCCCUUCUUCAUUCGGCAAAUCAAUCCCGCUCCAUAACGAGAAUCGGUCCCGGAAAGUCCACGGCCGCGAUCUAUACCUCACACAGAGCGAACCGUACACACAUCUCCGGAACCGGAAUCGGAGUAAAAGCAAUGGACGCUCGAGUGUUCAUUCAAACGGCCUCCUCACCCCGCCUGUAAACGGACACGCGACAAAACCACGCUCGGGUUCAGGAGCGUCAAGAUCCGGGGCGAGCUCCGUCUCAGGCGAGGAAGGAGGAGGAGGAGGUGGUGGUGGAAGCAGCGAAUGGAGAGCGCGAUUCAGAUCGCCACGGCGGCGGAAGGGAAGCAAGGACUCUGCGUAUGCAAGUGCAUCUGCGUCAGGUUCUGAGGAGAACGAAGACGAGGAAGAGAAUGACGUCGUGGCUGUGAUUCAUACUUCGCCGAAACCUAGAGCGAAGGGAGUCGCGGCGCCGGACGCAGAGCUGUUCUUCCCGCUGUCUGGAUGGUCGUGGGAGGCGAGCUCGCCUGCGCCAGGACGGUAUCGGUUCCGAGAUGACAAGGGAAUGGUAGUAUUUGACUGGGAGAAACGGCCUCCGUCGCGGUCGAGUCCAGCAACCGCGGAGAAAGAGGACGGCGAGCGGUUUGUCCUCGGGGUUUCUAAUGAGUCCGGGGGUGAGACGACGUCAUUAAGGCGGCCUUGGCUGGCGCAGUUGUCUCGGCGGGGAAUCCAUGUUGGUGGGCUUGAAGGUUGGCAGGGCGAGCUUGGGGCGUUGAUGAUCGACGACGGUGCGGGGCUGUACACCUUGAUUCUGACCAUGGCGGUUUGGGUAGCGAAGCAGGCUGAGUGGGUUUAG